Messenger RNA from Aspergillus lentulus, 816 nucleotides. RefSeq lists its product as uncharacterized. Lineage: Eukaryota; Fungi; Ascomycota; Eurotiomycetes; Eurotiales; Aspergillaceae. The record is from RefSeq and is a predicted model, not a curated record.
AUGGUUGUAGAAGGAUACGACAAGCUGGCAGCCUUUCUGGGCUCGCACCCUGAGUUCCAGUACUUCCGCCGAUUUUCCACCCUCAAUACCAAAAACCUUCUCUACUUACAGGCCGAACUGGCAAAUCUUGAACAGGAGCUGCAGGAUAUUAUCCAAGAAGACAAGGAGCUCGCCGCUCAGGAAGAAAAGAAACGAAAAUACCCCUUCUCCGUGUGGCACCUAAAAAGUUCAGCCAAUGACCCAAGCGUGGACUCGUACCAGUGGGAUAAGGUCAAAGAAGUACGGGAGCUGUUACACCAAUACAAUGCUGCCCUGCUCCAACAAUCACAGAUCAUGGACUUUGGGGCUCCGGCAAAAGUAGAGGCUGCUGGACUGAGGGAGUGGCUGCGUCGCCCCGAAUGUGGAGGCGGAAGUAUCCAAAUGCUCACUGAGAAGGACGUGUGGAAUGAAGCCAACGAAGGCGAUAUGAUUGCAAUUUGUCGUCAGCAGCAUGAAGUCGACAACUUUACCAAAUGGGUCUAUACUGACUUCCUGAGCUGGUUCCAUAAUAACUGGGGACAUCGAGAAAAGGACAAAUAUGACGUCGAGAUGGGGGCACGGAUAUACGACUAUCACGCUAUCCAAUCUUAUACCUACGCUGCCAGCAUUCUCAUCUCCGGGGUAUUGCCAGCGUCCUCAAUCGUCGUCCUUUACCUCCUGAAGGGUGCGACUGCAAAGCUGAUGGUAGUUUUUGUGUAUAACUUGGUGUUUUCUUGGGUGCUGGGUUUUCUGGUCAAGGCCAGGAGGGCGGAAAUCUUCGCCGCAGCCGCUGCGUGA